AUGGAGCUCAUUAUAUCUGAGGUACAAAAAAGGAAUGUUCUUUGGAAUAAAUUGAAUACAAAGUAUAGAGACAGAUUGGUGUCUGAGAAAAAAUGGGAAGCUGUUGCCAGAAUAGUAAACAUAAAUAGUAAGUGUAUUUGAAUAAUUAUUAACAUUUCAAAUUAAUAAAAUAAUCAAAUUAAAAUCAAAUUAAUAAAAUAAUCAAAUUAAAAUCAAAUUAAAUCAAAUAGGUACCUUACAUUCAAUAAAAGAUUUAAUUUUUGUUAUUUAUAUAGUGUAAUAAUAAUUAAUAACUAAAUAACUAAAAGUUGGAUAUGAUUUUAGACUUUUUUUUGGAGAAAAUUAUUCUUUUCAAAAUACUUAACAAAUUUAUUUCUUAUAUUAAUUGCGGUACUUGAAGCUCGAUUGUUGGCUCUGCCUUUUGCAAUUUAGCGAUAUCAUUUUUUUAUGGCCCUUGGAUGUGUCUGUUCUAUUAUCUUCGAGGACGUAAUGUUAUAUUGAGGAUUUUUUUCUAAAUCUAUUAUUAUAUUGUGUAAAAUACAAAUAGCUUUUACAAUGUGAUCUGCGUUUUCUACUUUUGUUUCUAUUGAUAUUAAUAGAAUUCAAAAUUUUGAAGAAGCUAUGCCAAAUGCACACUCUAUAGUCAUUCGUGCUCACGUAUGUCUAUAGUUGUAGUACUGUUUUUCGUUUUCUGACAUUGUUUUCUUGGAAAUGGCCGCAUUAAGUAAUUUUUUAACGUAAAAGCUUAAUCCCCUAUAAAUACAAAAUACGCCAGGACGUUUGAAUUUGGUAAUUUUAUUUCAGUAGGUAGUUCAAGGGAACCGUUUUCAAUACGUUGGUAAAAUUUAGAAUUGAACAUAAAACCACCAUCGCUAUCUUUCCCGUAUCCACCUACGUCUACCAUCAAAAAUCUCUAACUUGCGUCAGCUACUGCCAUCAGAACAAUUGAAUGAUAUUGUUUAUAAUUAAAAUACAUACUUCCCGAAUUUGCAGGGCAUCGCAGUCUAAUGUGUCUACCGUUAAUACUUCCCACACAGUUAGGAAAGUUCCAUUUUUCGUAAAAUUCUGUUGCUGUGCUCUUAAAAGUAUCGACACUUGGAGAAGGCAUAUGUUUAAAUUUUAACGUAUUCCAUAUUGCUUUACACAUUUCAAUAAUAAUAUUUAAGACUGUAGAUUUAGAUAUUCUGAAUGACAUGGCGAUUUGCCUGAACACUAGUCCUAUUACCUACAAAAUAUAUUUUUCACGAGUUUAGUUAAGAAUAAAAAUUAGUUCACAGGAGAAGAUGGAAAAAUAUAAGAGACACGUAUUUAAAAGAAAAAAAAAAAGUAAAAAAAGAACCAUUCGGGAGACUCUCAAGAAAAUGCAGAGAUGUAUACAGGUAAAUGGGUCUAUUACCAUAUAUUGCAUUUUUUAAAAGAUACAACCACUCCCAGAAUUACUGAGGGAAAUAUCUCUGAUGAAAACGAAAUGUCUGACUUAUCAGAUUUAGAAGAAGAUAAUUCAUUUUGUGGUAUUUUUAAUGAUACUCAAGAUAUUCUAAGUCCUGAAAAUCCAGUUCCUGUCCCAGAAUUAUCUUUCAUUAUUCAAAAUAUUUCAAAUUUGUCGCAUGAUGAUAUUUUAACAAGUAUUUCCAAUGAUUCAGAUACUUUUUUAAGAAAACCUUCUGCAAUAAAAAAAAAAGAAAAAACAAGUUUUGAAAGUGAACUAAUAAAAUUGGAAAACUAA
Cinara cedri is the source of this 1726-nucleotide messenger RNA. The record is from the annotation of a GenBank genome assembly. Lineage: Eukaryota; Metazoa; Arthropoda; Insecta; Hemiptera; Aphididae.